Messenger RNA from Dermacentor andersoni, 1797 nucleotides. RefSeq lists its product as uncharacterized. The record is from RefSeq and is a predicted model, not a curated record. Lineage: Eukaryota; Metazoa; Arthropoda; Arachnida; Ixodida; Ixodidae.
CAAGUCACCGUGGUGUGCCCCAUUGAUGUGCGUAUGCCUGCUGGGCGGGAGCGGCGCUUGAUCGACAUCUCGAAAGCGGCAACACCACCACCUUUGCUGAGCCGUAUGUGUAGUUUUGUUUAAAAUCAUUGAAUCGAUUCGACACUUUUUCUUUGGUCAUCUCCGGUGGAAAUAGUUACUUGUUUUAUUUGGAACCGAGUCCUACAGCGCGCUCGAGCCAAUCGGGUGCAUGCUGCUAAAAAUAACGCGUAAUCGCGUGCCUGCGAGACACUUCGUGACGAACACCGAUUUGACCGUUGCCGCGGUAGAGUGUCGCCAUGGGCUGUUCAGGCGCAUCAGACGUGGCGUGCGGGCCUUUGCGGACGGGAAGGCCACUGCGGAGGUGGCGGCGAUGGGCUGCGCAGCGCUGGCGGUGCCGUGUGGCGCUCGUCGCCGGCGGACCGGCCCCGCGGUCGACGUCGCCGUCGGCAGCGAAGUAAGAGCGGCUGUCGCGUUGCCUUCCGAGAAGAGGCUCAUCCUUGUCUUUGGAGGCCCCGGCUCCCGCAAAGGCCAAAUAGUGAACGACUUGGCGAACUGCUUCGGCUUCGAGAUGGUCAGUGCCGAGAGGCUGGUUCUGGCAUACUUUGCCCGCCACCUGCACUUGGACGAGGAGACAUCGGGGCCCGUAGAAUCGACUCAGCACGUCGAGGAAAUGCUAAAGGGUGACCCGAAUCUUGUGAGCUUGUGGCUUCUACUGGAACUGCUGGGCCAGGAAUUAGAUUCGCGCUGGCAACCAGGCACUGUGUUCCUGGCCGAUCCGGUGCCAAACCUUCGAUACAUGCUGCCCAGCAAAAGCCAAUUGCGACGCUGCCAACGUGACAUCCAGCUCUUCGAGAAACAGUGGCCGUGCCUGUUCGCUCUGAGUCUGUGUGUUCCGGAGACCCGGCUGCGCCCACCUGCCUCUCAUUCCCGUGCGCCCAAGCUAGGUGACGAGAAGGACGUCGCAAGGACAAAGAAGCGGUACCAGGAGUACACGGAGAGUGUGCACGACCUGCUGCAAUACUUCAGGGAUGCCAACCGUCUCGUCACAGCGGACGUGCCUCACGACGCGAGCCUUGUUUCGGAGCGACUAGUCGAGUUCCUGGCUUCGCUCGGAUUCGUACCUCGCUGCACUCUUGACCCUAACCUCGUCUUCUUACCCGUGGCAAAGAGAAAACGGCGGCACAGUCGCUCGAGUGUCAUCCUUUAUGGCAGCCCUAAGCAAGGUGCCGCAUCACCGGUGGGUUCCCCAGUCGACCGGGCUGAACCUCAAGGCUGCAAGUGCCUCGACGUCAUUCACGCCGCCAGCAAGGAAGGGCAGCAGGGACUUCUGGGAAGACCGAUGCGGCUGGCGAACGAGCCAAACCGGCGUUUCUUCACGGUGUGCUGGAAUCGGGAGAAGCCGGCCGACGACGGCGGGAGAAAAGAGCGUCAGGUGCUGUUCAGCGGAUUUGAGAAACUGGGCGGAGACACGGCAGCGCGUGCCGUGGCCACAGCGCUGGGCGAGACUUACCUGUUUCCCGAGGACACGGAAUUGAAUGCCUGCCGUCAGGUGGCGCUUCUGUGCUCAAAACACCUGCGCUGGCAGUGCAUCGCCGGUGAUCACCAGAACGGAGCAGGCGUCAAUCAGUCCUGAAUCUGUGCCUUUUCGUUAACACAUGAAAGGACUGCUGUUCUGAUAUGCCGCUGCUGGCGAAGCUCUGACGGAGGUCAUGCUACAUUUUUUAGGUGGACAAAGAAGGCAAUGAAGUGGUUUUGGUAGAAUAAAAUAAGUUUGCA